Molecule: messenger RNA, 5365 nt
Organism: Cavia porcellus (domestic guinea pig)
Lineage: Eukaryota; Metazoa; Chordata; Mammalia; Rodentia; Caviidae
Product: igE-binding protein-like
Exons: 2
Coding region: 2410-3330 (306 amino acids)
Biological process (GO): viral process
Source: RefSeq, a predicted model, not a curated record
UCUGUCCCCGGUGGGAGCCAGGCACCUCCGACUCGCUGGGCUCUGAACCCCAGGCCGGGCCCCCGGAUGCUGCCUGGUGAGCAGCACUCGGGGCUGUUGCAGGCUCCCCUGGACCAGGGGCUCCGUCCCCUGCAGGGAGCAGUAGGUGGAGAGCGGGCAGCUCCCACCGGCUGGGGCCAGUGCCCGCCCAGCUCUGGGGGCUCUGUCUGGCCUCCUCCCCUCCAGCACCCAGGUGGGCUCCCAGCACUGCUCUCUCGGGAUCCACUGGCCUGGACAGCUGCGCACCCCUGUAGGGGUGUGUGUGUGUGCGCACGCGCACGCGUGUGUGCAAUCUUCCAGCCAUGCAUUGGACGUUUUGUGUCCCGCCCCACUCCACUCCUCUUUGCUCCCCCCAUGACCUCCCUCCCCACACUGGGGCCCCCGCUUCAGGGCCAUCUUCUGCCACCUGCACAGCAGGGGUCUCAACAGGACUCAGCCCCAAGCCCCAGCCAGCUGUCCCCUUAGCACCUGCCCUGGCUCUGUCCUGCUUGGCCACCGCCCGGCCACUACCCCCUCAGCUCAGGGGUGCAGCACAGGACCUGCCAGGCUGCUGCAGGGACGUGCCUGGAGCCGGGGAGCCCCCACCUCUCAGCAGGAUCCUGACAUGCGGCCUGGCUUCCCUCGGAAAAACCCCGGAGUCCCGCGUGCCAGCUGGAGGGAGAGGGGAUCCCGAGAAACAAUUUCUUUCAUACUUUCCUCUGGGAGUUUGCUCCAAGGCAAAUUCAAAUUCUGCUGUUUAUGAAGGAAAAAAGAAAAACCCAAGAAACCAACAAUAACCCAGGGCGCUGGCUGGGAGGAGGGGAUGGUUUUUCCUGCUCCUCUUCACGCUGAGGGCAGAAUUCCUGCGGGCGCCCAGCUGCCUGCCGAGCGGGGCCUGGGGGGACUCGGGCUCGGGUUCUGACUUGGGGCCUUGGCUGGGAGGAUGUCGAGUUCCCUGACCUUCUCCUGGUGCCUGGGCUCCUGGAGGCUAUGGCCCUCGGUUGCUGUGACAUCUAGCUGUGGCCUAAGGAGGGGUAGGGACCCUAGGGUGACAAGGCCACCUACGUGCUCGCACUUGGCCCCUGAGACAUUGCGGUGGCCACAGACGCAGACGUGGGGGACACGGAGUGGCUUUGCCUGCUUGGGGGCGCUGUCACUCACGGCCUGCAUCUGGGGCCCCAAACAGCACUGCUUGUGUCCCGGAAGAUGGAGUCUGAGGUUGCUUUCCCGGAACGAAGUUGGGGUGCAGGGGAGCCUGUCCCCUGUCUGCUCCGGGUGCUGAGGUGUCCCUGAGCCCUGGCCCUCACCAAAGCUGUGCUCAGCCUCUUCCAUUCCCUGGGACACCUGCCGUCGUCUGUGCGUCUCCUUUGCUGACGCUUUUCUCGGACGCCAGCCUCACCUGGGUGUCCCGAAUCGGUUCCUCAUUCCACCAUCUUGAGCUUGCCUGGGGUGGUGGUGCGUUCCGCACUCUAGGAGCUGAGGCAGGAGGAUGCCAGGUUUGAGCCUAGCGCUGCUCAAAAUAAAAAUAAAAAAGGCCAGCGUGGGGGCGUUGUGUGCUGUUUAGGGAACUCGUCUCUGGGCGCACAGCUUCUCUGCCCUCUACCAUGCGGCUGAAGGAACCGCAGCGCCCGGGGUACACAGCACCGCCCCAUGCUGAUGCUGUGAGGCAGGGUAUGGUGGGCAGCCCGGGCUGGCCUGGAUCUCACGCAGUCCUCCUGCUUCAGCCUGCCCAGGGCUGGGACGACAGGCGUGCGCCCCUGUUGGGAGCCGCAGCCCCGAGCCCGGUCGCCUCACUUGGCGGACGUGAGGCCUGUAGUAAAGAGUGAGGCCUGAGGUAGAUUACCCCUCCCAUCGAAUAUGUUAGUUUCCUGCUUACCGCGUAAACAACCCGCUCAACAAUAUAGUCUGCCUGGCAACUGAUGAUGUUAGCCAAUCAGCUUGCCUUGCUUACUUUAACAUGAUUGGACACUGUACCCGUAUAUAUACCGGUGCCACCCCUGGGCGGAAGAAGAAGCCAGGUAGAAGCCCGGAAGUAGAAGCCCAGAAGGAGCCGCGGGGAGCGGACCAGAGGAGGCUUCGGCUGGGAGCGAUCCCAGGGCAGGCUGUACGGAGAAGAAAAAUAAAAAGAAAAGGUUGUCCACUACCAGACUUUGUCGUGUGUCCUUCCUGCCGGCCGGGAGCGGACAUCGACAUUUGGUGGCCCGCCCGGGGACUGAUCACCCCCGAGACGUGGAAGUGGACAACGCUCCAGUACAGAGCUGCGAGACAGGUGAGUUGGGGAUAAGCCUGGGCUCUGGGUGGCGCGCACCUACAGGGCUUUUAGACUCCCCUCAGGCUCACGCGUAAGUGGCGGAUUCCUUGGGCCUCACGCGGUGAGUAACAUAUUAAAAGAUGGGAAACAUGUUAGGUAGCAACACUAAGAGCGAGGGUGGUUGUGGAGAAAGCUCUCAAGAGCUUACAAAAGUACGCAGGGUAUCUGAGCAGGCCCAGUCAGGGAGCUCCCGAGAGGGGUCCGUCAAGGGGAACAAGGAUGCUAAGGAGGAGGACGGGGCUCUAGCCUCGGAGUCGUCUGACUCCGAGGACGAGGGAAAGUUGAAUGGCAAGGAGGCCAAAGAGACCAGCUGUCAGGAGCCUAAAUCGCUCAAUAAGGAGUCGCAGGGUUCUUUUCCAGCGUUGCCCCGCGAAUUGCGCUCUGCUCAACCUGGUCUGCGGAGGAGUAGAGAGCUCCUGAGCGCUCCCCGGCGCGAGAGGGAGGCGAAGCCUUCCGCCCCACCUUGGGGGCCGUUUCCGGAGGCGAUUCCUCGCCACGAGGCGGCCGCCUGGGAGCUCCCUCCCCUUUCGCCAGAACAGGAAGUGAUGCACGGGCCCCCAUUUUCCGCCCAAUCACGGCCGCCGUCUUAUGCUCCGCCGCCGGCGGGUCGGUAUUUUUACAGGGGGCUUUGGCAGGGGGGACGCUUGUCUCAUGAGGUACAUCCACCUGGGAUAGAUAGUGGCCCCUACGGGAUAUUUCCUGUACAAGUAGCUAUGGGCCAGGGACGCAAUGUAUGGGAGCCUUUUGAGAUAAAGCAGAUUAGAGAACUUAAAAAUGCAGUUACAACCUUUGGGCCGACUGCGCCUUACACCAUUGCCAUGCUGGAGAAUCUGUCUUCUGGGCCCCUCGCCCCCGCGGACUGGAUUCAGCUGGCAAAGGCGUGUCUGCCCUCGGGCAGUUACCUGGAUUGGCGAGCCUGGUACACAGAGUUCUCUGCCGAGCAGGCUGAGAAAAACGCCGGUCGAGGAAAUGGGAGCUGGGGAUUUAGCUUAGCGGCAUAAGCGCCUGCCUUGUAAGCAGGCAAUCGCCAGUUCGAUCCCUGGUACCAAUAAAAAAAAAAAAAAAAAAAAAAAAAAAAAAAAAAAACGAAAAAGAUAAAAAUAAAAAAUAAAAAAUAAAAAACAAAAAGGGGGAGUAAGCCAAGGCCUGCCUCCAAAGGCGCGGUUAUCUAUGACAGGACAAUGGAUGGGCCCGGAUCCAGUGGUCAGCUGGAACCGAGGCGCGGUUUGUGUUUUCCCACAGGAACCGGGACGAGAACCACUGUGGAUACCGGAGAGACUGACACGGGCAACAAAGCCCUCGACUGAAGAUCAGACCUGCCCUACUGGAGAUCCAUCACAGACCAACCAAUAAGAUGAAUAGAAAUAGCGGUAGCCCGAAAUGGACAAGAAGAUCCUCAGGCAUAUGCAUGGCUUGCUCAAUUGGCCCACGACCGAGUCUAGAUAUGGCGGGCAUCCCUCAUUCUCCUCCAUAAGGUGACAAUACACAGCAGGGUAGGUGAGUCAAUGACGGGUAAGAGCGUGCCUCCCCAGCACGACUCGACCUAAGCCAGGCCCUACCCCAUCCUGCACGUAAGCCGCUGGACUGUUAGAUGCUGCCCAGGUCUAAAUUUCUCUCCGAGGGGAUUUCUUUACGGAGAGGAAAUGAGUGCAAGCUUGUGUGCAUCCAGGUUCCGUCCAGUUUGUGCCUGGCCCUAGAAAAAGGACGAGGGCCUCAGGGCCUUGGCAGACCAUGGGACGGCCGACCAGGGUCUAAGCCAAGGACCUACGGUGGGCCUACGCAUAGGGCAUAAGCCUCUGCACCCAGUCCAGGAAGGGCUACGAUGCGCACAUUCAUAAAAAAUAAAAAAGGGGGAGAUGUUGGGAGCCGCAGCCCCGAGCCCGGUCGCCUCACUUGGCGGACGUGAGGCCUGUAGUAAAGAGUGAGGCCUGAGGUAGAUUGCCCCUCCCAUCGAAUAUGUUAGUUUCCUGCUUACCGCGUAAACAACCCGCUCAACAAUAUAGUCUGCCUGGCAACUGAUGAUGUUAGCCAAUCAGCUUGCCUUGCUUACUUUAACAUGAUUGGACACUGUACCCGUAUAUAUACCGGUGCCACCCCUGGGCGGAAGAAGAAGCCAGGUAGAAGCCCGGAAGUAGAAGCCCAGAAGGAGCCGCGGGGAGCGGACCAGAGGAGGCUUCGGCUGGGAGCGAUCCCAGGGCAGGCUGUACGGAGAAGAAAAAUAAAAAGAAAAGGUUGUCCACUACCAGACUUUGUCGUGUGUCCUUCCUGCCGGCCGGGAGUGGACAUCGACACGCCCCUGCGCCAGCUGCAUUCUUCCCAGGUGGGCAGGCGCAGCCCUAACUUCCCCCUGAGGACGUGUUCAUGGUGCCCGCAGGUUUUGGGGUGCCGUGUUCCCACCGCAGUGACUCUGGGUCCUUUCAUUCUUCCGUGCUCCGCUGAUGCUCCAGGAGGUGUUGUGUGAUCUCUGGGUGUCGGCCCAGCGGCUCUGUCUGAUUUCAAAGCCCUGCUUUUGAUGCCUGCGGGACCAGGGUGAUGGGGGACCCCUGGUGGCCCAGCGGUGGAGGGUCUCACUAAGUUGUCAAAGCCUGGCCCAAACUCUCGAUCCUUCUGCCUCAGCCUCCCGACUUCCAGGAUGACAGGUGUGCGCCACCAGGCACCCAGCUUCACUGAUUCAGCAGGAGGAGUCCGUCCCAUGGGAACGGCACAGCAUGUGGCUUGGAACGGAGGGUCGCGGGCACUGCAAGGCACCCCCUAGCGGCAGAAGGUCUGGGGUGGCCGGGAAAGCCGAGUUUGGCCCUGAGUGAGGAAGCCUGUGUGGUCAGGUCAGGGAGGACACGGGAGGCUCAGGCUGGCCUUCAUCUCCACCUCCUCCCCCAGUCCUGGUGACAGCCUGAGCUGAAGCCGCUGCCGCUGUCACCACCGUCCUCUUUGUCAGUCGUCCUGGGGCCCUCUUAGACCGCAGAGGAGUUUGCAUCUGUGAGUCUACCAUGUGACCUGAUUACCAAAUAAACUCACGCUUUAAUUAGAUUGAAAGAA